Fragaria vesca subsp. vesca is the source of this 2964-nucleotide messenger RNA. Its product is annotated as pentatricopeptide repeat-containing protein At5g01110-like. The transcript is spliced from 3 exons. The record is from RefSeq and is a predicted model, not a curated record. Gene Ontology annotation, molecular function: protein binding. NCBI's taxonomy places the organism in Eukaryota, Viridiplantae, Streptophyta, Magnoliopsida, Rosales, Rosaceae. Bases 1 to 2190 code for a protein of 729 amino acids.
AUGGGCGCCCAUAGGCCGUGUCUUCAGGUGAGAACCCUCACCACCUUCACACAACAGCACCCAGUACUUUUUCACUCUCACAGACCCCAUUCUAUAUCUUCUUCCCCAUCAUCAAACCACUCCUUGGAAAAUGGUGUUACACUCGAGGCUUCUUCUCUGUCAGGUUCUCUUUUGGUCGAGAAGCUACUGUUGGGUUUGAAGCAAGGUAAUCUCAAUUCUUUGCGUAACUCUCUGUUUCAGUUAAACCCACUUGUUGUAGUUGAACUUGUUCACCGCUGCCGCGACAAUUUGCCAGCGGGUCUGAAACUCGUUGACUUGAUAAUGGUAAACUGUCCGAAUCUGAAGCACUCGUCACAGUCUCUGAGUGCAAUGAUUCACAUUUUGGUGAGGGCCCGAAGGAUUUCGGAUGCCCAAGCUUUAAUGCUUAGAAUGGUUAGGAAGAGUGGCGUCUCCCGUGUUGAAAUAGUUGAGUCUUUGGUUGGAACCUGCGACAGUUCUGGCUUGGUUUUUGACUUGUUGGUUAGGACUUAUGUGCAGGCUAGGAAGUUGAGAGAAGGGUUCGAGGCGUUUAAGACACUUAGGAGCAAGGGAUUAUGUGUUUCGAUAAAUGUUGGUAAUAGUCUUCUUGGUGGACUUGUGAAGGUUGGGUGGGUAGAUUUGGCCUGGCAAGUGUAUGGGGAAGUUGUUAGCGGUGGGGUUCAGGUGAAUGUGUAUACACUAAACAUUAUGGUUAAUGCCUUGUGUAAAGAUGGUAAAAUCGAUAAGGUUAAGUCGUUCAUAUCAGACAUGGCUGAGAAGGGGGUUUCUGCAGAUAUUGUGACAUAUAAUACUCUAAUCAAUGCGUAUUGUCGUGAAGGGCUCGUAGAAGAAGCUUUUGAGUUAAAAAACUCGAUGGCUUCUAAGGGUUUGAGACCUGAGGUUUUCACAUACAAUGCUAUCAUGAAUGGGUUGUGUAGGGUAGGAAAUUAUGCAAGAGCAAAGGAAGUUUUGUAUGAGAUUUUACAGAAUGGAUUAAAUCCUGAUACUACUACGUUUAAUACACUGCUGGUUGAGAGUUGUAGAAAAGAUAAUAUUUCAGAGGCUGAAGGAAUUUUCCAUGAAAUGUCAUGUAGAGGUGUUGUUCCUGAUUUAAUCAGCUUCAGUUCAGUAAUUGGGGUGCUUUCAAGGAAUGGACAUAGUGAUCAUGCACUAUUAUAUUUUCAAGAUAUGAAAACUGCAGGCUUGGUUCCAGAUAAUGUGAUCUAUACUAUCCUUAUAGAUGGAUAUUGUAGAAAUGGUAAGGUGUUAGAGGCGUUGAAGUUGCGGGAUGAAAUGCUUGAGCAAGGCUGCGUGGUGGAUGUUAUCACCUUCAAUACUAUAUUAAAUGGACUUUGUCGGGAGAAGAUGCUUGCUGAUGCAGAGAAACUCUUCAAUGAAAUGGUGGAAAGGGGUGUCUUUCCAGAUUUUUAUACUUUCACAACACUUAUUCAUGGUUAUUGUAAAACCGGGAAUAUGACUAAAUCCUUAAGUUUGUUUGAGGCAAUGACUAGCAGAAAUAUCAAGCCUGACAUUGUCACAUACAACACAUUGAUUGAUGGGUUCUGCAAAGUAGGUGGCAUGGAUAAAGCUAAGGAGCUUUGGAGUGACAUGAUUUCUAGAAGAAUAGUCCCUACUUGCAUUUCAUAUGGCAUUCUUAUCAAUGGAUUCUGUAGCACGGGACUUGUCCAUGAGGCGCUACGUUUGUGGGACCAGAUGAUUGAAGGAGGUAUCAAACCCACCUUAGUAACUUGUAACACUGUCAUAAAGGGCUAUAGCCGCUCUGGUGACACAGAAAAGGCAUAUGAGUUCUUAGCCAAAAUGAUUUCAAAAGGAAUUGUUCCUGAUAGUAUUACUUACAACACUCUGGUUAAUGGAUAUGUAAAAGAAGACAAUCUGGAGAAAGCCUUUUUUUCAGUUAAGGAGAUGGAAAAGCAAGGACUACUGCCAGAUGUGAUUACAUACAAUGUCAUUCUUUAUGGGUUUUGUAGACAAGGUAGAUUGAAUGAAGCUGAGUUAGUUUUGCGAAAGAUGAUUGAGAGAGGUGUAAAUCCUGAUAGAUCCACUUAUACAUCAUUGAUAAAUGGACAUGUGACCCAGGACAAUUUGAGGGAGGCAUUCCGCUACCAUGAUGAAAUGCUGCAGAGGGGAUUUGUACCAGAUGAUGAAUUCUAGUUAUUGGUUUUUCUCUUGUAGCUCAAGAGGGGGAUACACUGGAUAUAGAGAGAAUAUACUCGCUAUGAUAGCUAUGAUCGCUAAUUCAGGAUACUUGAUUUUCAGCUUAUCGCUAGGUCUUAAGAUGUGAAAUGGCCCCAUCUGUAGGAACUAGAAAGUUUGAAAUUGAUGCUAUAAUGGAAAAGAGGGGAGAAUCAAAUGGGCCUUUCAUGUGCCCACCGAAACAGAACAUGCAAGUAUUCAAGAGAGGGUUCUUUUGUAUGUUGUGCUUGGACUUGUGCAAUCUCUGUUCUUGGUGUUCAGAAACUAGUCUGCAGUUGAGUUUGCGGUGAUACAGCUGCUUUGUCACAUUUUCUCUUAUCUCUGCUGCAGCAGUUCAGGUUGGAGAGGAGAAAUUUCAGAUCUUAAUGAGCCAACAAGGAUUCUUUUUGUAGGAUGAGAAUAAAGAUGGGGAAAUCUUUACAGUGCAUUUUCCUUGUAUCUUUUGCGAUCAAGAAAUGAGUUGUCUGGCCUCCGAAGAAAACAACUAUGAGGAACUUUGGUAAGCACCCAGGAGUCGGCCAAAGCCCUGGCCUUCUUUUUCUUUGGUAAAAUAAAAGGCUGAUAGUAAAUAUCAUAUUGUCCAUUUUAACUGGCUGGAAAUGAAAUGAAACGCUAAUGUGUGUGGGACUGUGGGCUAUGUCAAACUUUUGUUCUAUGACACGGAUUAUAUUAGAGCAUGUGCAAUUUUAUUUGUAUUUUGGUAGAGACGUCAAUGUCUACAGCGUCUGUUUA